Messenger RNA from Vanrija pseudolonga, 644 nucleotides. RefSeq names its product Anaphase-promoting complex subunit 10 (gene APC10). Gene Ontology annotation, biological process: anaphase-promoting complex-dependent catabolic process; protein K11-linked ubiquitination. Bases 1 to 624 code for a protein of 207 amino acids. The transcript has 4 exons. The record is from RefSeq and is a predicted model, not a curated record. NCBI's taxonomy places the organism in Eukaryota, Fungi, Basidiomycota, Tremellomycetes, Trichosporonales, Trichosporonaceae. Gene Ontology annotation, cellular component: anaphase-promoting complex.
AUGUCCGAAGCCGACAGCUCCGCGUCCUACAUCGACCCAACGCCAGCGACAGACCACCACCCCGAGCUCGGGCGGCUCGCGCACUGGUCCGUCUCGAGCCACAAGUACGGCUUCGGGGUGGACAACCUGCGCGACGGCAACGAGAACACAUUCUGGCAAUCCGAAGGCCCACAACCGCACAUCAUCGACCUGAGCUUCCCGAAGCGCGUCUUCAUCUCUUCCAUCGGCCUCCUCACCUCGCACCCCCGCGACGACAGCUACACGCCCUCGCGCGUGUCCAUCCGCGCCGGGACGGGCGUGCACGACCUCCAGGAGGUGCGGCUCGAGGAGUUCUCCAAGCCCGACGGGUGGGUGCGUAUCCCGCUGCGGCCGCUCGAUGCCGAUGGCGGAGGCGACGGCCCGCCCGUGCCCGCGCAUCAUUUGCGGAUCGUCAUUGUCGCCAACCACUUGAACGGGAAGGACACGCAUGUGCGUGGGUUGAAGGUGUUUGGGCCUCCAGACCCCGCACUCGCGCCCGUUGAAGGCGACGGUUUGCCGUCUGGUCGCGCGCUCCUCGAGCUCGGCCACGACGGCCUGUCCGGCUUCACGAACGACAACUUCAAGAUGCACGCCGGCCUUCGCUAGCCACCACCACGCGCACCACA